CUGUAAAUGGAAACGGCGGCCCACGGUGCCGCCAGCCCAAGCCCACUCAACCUGCUAAAUGGACACCCGGUAAGAAAAGAAAAAUCCUAGCGGCUAUUCACGGUUCUCCGCUACCGCCGCCGCGCUGCUCCUGUCUCCGUCCAUGGAUUCGGAGGAGGGCGCCGCCCCAUCCGACCGCUCUCCCCCUCAACUCCUCUUCCCCAAAGGAACAGCUCUACCGCCGCCGCUCCAUCCCCCCGUUCCUCCCCUCAACUCCUCUUAUCCGGGAGCCUUCACCCCGUGCGUUGAGCAGCCGGUGUCCGGCAAGAUCUUUGCGGAACCGCUCGAUCCCGUCCAUGUCUGUGAGGAGGAGAAGGGAAGCACUCCAGUUCGGAAGAAGGAGAAGGAUGGCUGCCAGAUUCGGAAGAAGAUUAGACGGAAGAAGGAGUCCGGUGAGGCAUGUGAGGAGCCGCAGCGGUCCAAAGAUGUCCGUGGGGCCAAAAGGUCACUAUCUCGUGCAAGUGAAAGCUCAAGAGCAGCAAAGGUUGCGAGAACUAUUGAUUCAAAAGUUGUCAUGACCCAAUUGAAGACCAAAAUGAAAGGAAGAAAAUUGCCUUCAAUUAUUUCGGUGUCUCCUAUGUUGAAUCUGAUUGCAAGAAAGAAAGCACAAACAUCCGGAAGGUCACCAAACCAGCUUGCAAGGUCUCCAAGGUCCACUGGGACUUUGAAAUCCCCGUCUUUGGAUGCUCUCUCGCCUGUUUCUGUACAUGCUACUCCAGCUUCUUUGCAUGCUCUUUCGCCUAUUCCUGGACAUGGUGCUCCAUCCACUAUGGGUGAUCGUCUUUUUCCUGCUCCUACCCACGGUAAGUUCAACGCAUGA
This is a messenger RNA of Lolium perenne, 859 nucleotides long. Lineage: Eukaryota; Viridiplantae; Streptophyta; Magnoliopsida; Poales; Poaceae. The record is from RefSeq and is a predicted model, not a curated record.